AUGAUUAAACGAAUAUUAUUUUAUUUUUUUAUUUUUUUUUUUAUUCAUAUAACACCAUCAUGGAAUUAUGAAUUUGAAAGUUGUUGUUCAAAUGAGAAGACAAUAAAUAAUACAAAUCAUCUUCUAACAUGUCCAUUAAAUUUUGUUAUUAAAUUACGUUCAGCUAUUUUUUAUACAGGUAAUGGUUGUUCAAGAAGUGAAUGUCAAAAACGUCUUAAUAAAUAUUAUCUAUCUUGUAAUAAUCAUCGUACAUGUUCAAUAUCUAUACGAUGUAUUCUUAUGGAUUCAUCAACAUGUUCAUGGUUAGAAAAAACUAAAAGUUAUUCACAACAUUUAAUUAUUGAUUAUGAUUGUAUUUUAUAUAAAUCAGAAUCAUCAUUAAUUACAUUAAAUAAUCAAACAAAAAAAGAACAAAAUGAUAAUAUUGUACUUUUUUCUGCUAAAGUUAAUAUUGAAUCACCUCCAUUAGAUACAAAUGAUAAUGAUACAAUUAUAACAGAUAAUGAAAAUGAAUGGAAAGAAUAUUUUCUUAAAAAAUAUUUUUAUUCAAAACAAUUAAAUGAUAAUAAAACAAUAAUUAUUCAUCAACAACGUUCAUUAUUUAAUGAUAUACUUCGAACAAUUAUUAUACUUAUAGUAUUUACUUUUAUUCUUAUUUUAUUUAUGAUAAUUAUACUUUAUAUUUAUAAACAUAUUAUAUUAAUGAAAAAGAAAAAAUUCUAUGAUCAAGAUAAUAAAAAUCGACCAUUUCCAACUGAUGAUGCUUAUGAUAAUUUAAAAGCAAAUAGAAUAGAAUCAACAAGUGAAACUGGUACAACAACCGAUGUGUGA
Messenger RNA from Rotaria sp. Silwood1, 831 nucleotides. Lineage: Eukaryota; Metazoa; Rotifera; Eurotatoria; Philodinida; Philodinidae. The record is from the annotation of a GenBank genome assembly.